This is a messenger RNA of Neogale vison (American mink), 2909 nucleotides long. RefSeq names its product maestro heat like repeat family member 9 (gene MROH9). The record is from RefSeq and is a predicted model, not a curated record. Gene Ontology annotation, cellular component: cytoplasm. NCBI's taxonomy places the organism in Eukaryota, Metazoa, Chordata, Mammalia, Carnivora, Mustelidae. The transcript has 21 exons.
AUGCCGGUUCUGGUGGCUUCUGCAGUAGGGGAAAAUAAUUUACCUGGCUUUGGGAGUCAGGGAGGAACUAAUAAUCCUGGGUGUAGCCUUCAGAUCUCUCAGUAUCUGGCCUUGCCACGGUUGGAGGGAUCUGAGAACAUCAGCGAAACACCUUUGGAGAAUGUAGCUGCCGGCCUAUGGGACGCGUACUCAGGCCUGUUCGGUGACCAAGCCAUGAUCCUUGCUAUGAACUCCAGCUAUGUAGAUCCCCUUCUGCAGUUUGAAACCCAACUGAAGAUAAUAAAGUCCUCCUUUAAAACGGUAUUUUCUAUACCAAGUCUUGAGGAAGUGAAGGAAAUGGGAAACAGGGAAGAUGACAAAGAGGACCUGGAGAAUCUGUAUCAAAACACUUUAAACUUAUUUGAGGACACUCUUCUGAUCUUAGUGUCUAAAGAUCUCUACAAACUGCAAAUCUUAAAGGACAUGGCUGUGUGGAUGAACGAAGAUAGCUCCUACCUACAGGAGAGGGUUAUGGUGAUCAUCAGCAGGGUGCUAAGCUUUGCGUCCCGGAGAGUCAGGGGAUACGCAAGUGUUGAUGCCCCAUGUUUGGGUGUCCUGGCAGCAGAAUUGUCUCUUCUGUGUUGCCACAGUGAUCCCUUAAUCACACAACAGGCAGCUUCAGGACUGUGCCACCUCCUCUGCAUUGCGAAGUGUCAGAAUGAGAUGGGAACAAAUGAAUAAAUGAGGUCCGGCGAUCACUGCCUCCUGACUACUCCCUCUAAUAUGGAAUUCCUACCUAAGGUCUUGCAACGGGACAAAACUAAAAUUACCCAGAGUGUAGGAUUCACCCUGCUGCCGUCCUUGCUGACUGACUUUGUGUGGAAUCUCCUCAUGAGACUCUCUUCACCUAAUAACAUAAUCGCAUUCAGGGCAUCCGCCAUGCUGAAGUUGACCUUGGAAUAUCACGCACAUAAGGUCACCAUGGUGUCUAAGAUUGUGGACACCAUCUACAAGCAGCUGCGUGAGAAUCCUUCUCACGUCAUGAAGCACACAAUGCUGCGGGUCGUCACCCUGUUAACACGCACCUCACCGAAGAAGGUUGUCUUCCAACUGAUGGAUUACCCAGUCCCAGCAGACAACACUUUGAUCCUGAUGUGGCACGCGGCAGGUUCCGAGGCGAGCGUGGCCCCUCACGUGCUGAAGACGAUCUUGCUGAUACUGAAAGGAAAGCCUGGAGAAAUGCAGGACAGCCUCAAGGAAAGAAGGCGGUUCUCUCUUGACACCACUAAUAUGAUGCCUGUAGCGGCCUCGCAGGCCCUGUGCACGCUGCUGCCCGUCGGCUCCUACAAGAAGGCGGUGGCGCAGGUGUUCCCGCAGCUGCUGAUGGCCCUCAUGCUCCAGCUCUGCUACAGCAGGGACCUGCGGCUGCGGACCGGGAACAGGACGCUCUACGCCCAGGACGCCCUGAGGGUGCUGCUGACCUGCUCCGGGCUGCAGCAGGUGGACGCUGCCCUGAAGAGGAAGAACUGCUGGAGCCGGUUCAACCACGCGCCCUUCCACCACUACGGGGUCUACCUCGUCGCCAAAGCUCUCAGUGAAUACAACUUCCCACAGUUUCCAGAGACCUUGCAUUACCUCUACAAGCUCUCAGUGGAAGAUCCUAGACGGUCAGAAGACAGUAUCAUCACAGUAAUAUUCCUCACUGAAAUCCUGAAUAAUUUCUUCAAGGACCCAUUCCCAGAAGAGUUUUUGGUUCUCUUCAGGAACUGGGUCAAUGACGACAAUCCUGCAGUUAGCAAGCUGAGCCUACAGAAAAUCGCCAGCAUGGCGCCAGUGAUCAAUGAGGCACAAAAUGUCUGCAGCUUGUUGGUGUCCGUCUUGGAUGCCUUCCUUUCAAAAGACAAAACUGUCAUCAUUCGGGCCUUAAUCACCCUUCGAAGACUUCUAAUCAGACUGGACAAGGUGACCUACUCCUCUCUGUGUACUAGAAUUGCUUCCAGCUACUGUCCUCUGAUGGAUCACAGUAAUGGAGGCAUCCGGAGUAUGGCCAUUCAGCACUUCGGCGAAUUACUCAGGGACAUGAGUGAGUACACGUGGAUGCUGAGUGAUGUGAUUCUUGGAAGUUUGGUGCCUCUGAUCCUGUUUUUGGAAGACACAGAAAUUAGAGUUGCUCAAGCAUGUAAGUAUACGUUAGCGAUCUGCGUCUCAGAAUUAAACUGGCCAACGUGGCAUUUGCUCAAGGACGAGUUUUACAGUUUCGAGGUGGUGGUGCUCAGCAUCUGCAGCAAUCUCCUUACAUCUCAUGAGAACUACAUUACAUAUCUGAUAUCUGAUACCUUAGGAUUCCUGAGAAGCUCCCGAGUAUAUCUGAGGAGAUCGUCGGUUAUUUUAAUAGGGUACUUAGCAAAGGUAGGUGGCCACCUACUGCUCAGAGAUGAAAUAGAAGUCAUGCUUGAGGCCAUUGACCUGAGGCUUCGCGACGAAGACCCCGUGACCAGGGAGCUGGCGGAGAUAACCUACGCAGUUUUUAAGGAAAUAGCCCAUGGACUGACCUCCUCCAACCUUAAACAAAUCUUCCGAAGAGUAUUUAACUCUAUCUACACAAAAAAACUGAAGCCUCUUUAUAAUUAUAAGUGGUCCGACAACCCGGCCUGCAGUCCCGUGAGGAUGAAGGACACCAAGAAUGACAAGGAAGCCCAUAUGGGUGAGAAUUAGGAAACAGUUCAGUAAAGAAUGAGAUGCUGGUCUGUGGCUCAGAACACACCUCAGAAGAGAAAUGAUGUUCCUUUUCCUCUUGAUAAUGAGUCUAUACAUACAUGCUUUUGUGAAGGAUGCUAGAAGCCUUUCCUGUCACCUAAUUCUCUAUUCAAAUAUUGAAAUCCAUUGCCUUCCUAUGUUUAACAGUGAUCGAUUAAUACAGCUGAAAAAUC